ACACAUACAAAGCUACACAGAGAGAAAAAGCGAGAGAGAGCGCGAGAGUGAGGAGAGAGAACUGCAGCGCAAUGUCCAAAUUCUUUCUAACUGUUGCCCCCAACAACAACAACAACAGUAGUAGCAACAAUGGCAACAACAACACACCGCGCUACGUCGGAGGCGGAUCAUCGGGUCAUACACUGGUAGCCCGGAAGCUCAACUACGACACCAACACCACCACCACCAUCAACAACAACAACAACAACAACAACAACAAUAUUGUGAUUAAAAACGAGUCCUUGGACUUUGAUUAUGAUCACGGACUGAGUAGCAGUGACAGUAAUAGUAACAGUAAUAGUGGAGUGGCUGCCCAUUUGAGGGAUCAUGUCUACAUCAGUCUGGACAAGGGGCACAGUGGUGCAGGGGGGGCUACACUGCAACUGCAACAACAACAGCAGCAGCAGCAGCAGCAGAGUCGUAAAGUGGCCAGCAAGUCCAAUGAUAUCACAAAUUAUUACAAGGUAAAACGCCGGCCACAUGCUGUUAGCGACGAGAUCCACCCGAAGAAGCAAGCCAAACAGAGCACCCACCACCAGACGGUGGGGUACCACCACCACCACCACCCGACGACGACGACGACUGCGACGACGGCGACAUCGGCCACGACGCAUGUGGCAGCCAAGUAUGCAACGCAACAGCAGAGGCACGAUGUCGACGUGGACGAGGAUGUGGGGGAGCGGGUGGUCAAGUCGUCAUCCCAUCAUCAUCACUCCUUUGCUCUGUCGACGCCCCAGCAACAGUUCGCCGCCUCCUCGGCGGCCAGUUCCUCGAGCGGUGAUCGAAAUCGAGCAGACACCUCGCUGGGUAUUCUCACCAAGAAGUUUGUGGAUCUGCUGCAGGAGUCACCCGACGGUGUGGUGGAUCUGAACGAGGCAUCCAAUCGGUUGCAUGUCCAGAAGCGACGCAUCUACGACAUCACCAAUGUCCUCGAGGGCAUCAAGAUCCUGGAGAAGAAGUCCAAAAACAAUAUCCAGUGGCGUGGCGGUCAGUCGAUGGUCAGUCAGGAGCGAUCCCGUCGCAUCGAAGCGGAAUCGGAGCGUCUGGAGCAGCGGGAGAAUGAACUGAACCAAGCCAUCGAUCAGAUGAGGGCCAAUCUGGCGGAGAUCUCGCAGGAGGUGGAGAAUGCUGGCGGCAUGAUGGCCUAUGUGACGCAAAAUGAUCUUCUCAAUGUGGAUCUGUUUAAAGAUCAGAUAGUGAUUGUGAUUAAGGCGCCGCCAGAGGCCAAACUAGUGUUACCGAACACCAAGUUGCCGCGUGAGAUCUACGUGAAGGCGGAGAACAGCGGGGAGAUAAAUGUCUUCCUCUGCCAUGACAAUUCGCCGGAGAACUCGCCGAUGGCGCCAGGAGCCGGGUAUGUCGGUGCACCCGGAGCCGGAUGUGUUCGGACGGCAACCUCGACACGAUUGCAUCCGUUGACCAGCGGCCAGCGACCGAAUGAUCCGCUCUUCAAUAAUAUCGAUGCCAUGAGCACGAAGGGAUUAGGUACAGCUCCCUAUCGCUCAGCCCGCAAUCUUAACAAAUCGAUCGAGGAUGCCGCCAAACAGUCCCAGCCUGAAUAUAAUAAUAUUUGUGAUAUUGCAAUGGCCCAGAACCACCACCACUCCCACCAGCACCACCAACAGGAGGAGGACGAUGUGGAUGUGGAACUGAGGCAGUUGGUUCCAACGCUGACUAAUCCGGUGGUGCGAAGUAGCAGUAGUAGCACCACCACCCACCAGUUCAACCAGCAACAGCCAACCAUCCAGGAGCUGUUCUGCAGCUUAACGGAAUCCUCGCCGCCCACACCCCUUAAGCAGCGGCGGGCAGCUGCGGCUGCAGCCAUUGCAGCGGGUAGCGCAACAACAACAACAGCAACCACUACGCUUAAUAGUCAUAACAACAACAACAACAACAGUAACAACACCCAACAACCACCCACAAUAGGAUACGGUAGCAGUCAACGGCGUAGCGAUGUUCCCAUGUAUAACUGUGCAAUGGAAGAUACCGCCACCACAUCGCGAACAUCGAGAGGAGGAGGAGGAGGAUCAUCGGCGAUGGGUUCGCUGCAGAUGCAAUUCGCCGCUGUAGCGGAUCAGAGCAGCAAUCACAGCAACAGCAAUGCCGGCGGCGGCGGCGGCGGCGACAGCGGCUAUGGCAGCAUCGGUGGGGCAGGCGCUGGCGCUGGCGCCAACACUGAUCCCCAUGAGCCAUCGCCGUUCAGCCGCAGCAGCCUGCCGCCCAGUGUGGCCGACGACUGCGACGCCAACAGCAACAGCAGCAAUGUCACGCUCCAGGGUCUCGAUGCGCUCUUCAACGAUAUAGGAUCGGAUUACUUCACCAACGAUAUGGCCUUUGUGUCUAUUAAUCCGCCGGACGAUAAUGAUUAUCCUUAUGCCCUGAACGCACACGAGGGUAUCGAUCGUCUAUUCGAUUUUGGUUCCGAUGCCUAUGGACCCUAAGAGGAGACAUCCACCCACCCACACCCACACCCACACACACAUCCACUCUCACACAACAAGCACACUCGCGUAUAUAUCUUACAAAAAAAACAAAAAAAAUGGGAUUCUGGGGGUGUUUAUAAUUUUAAAUUAUAUACAAAAAAGGAAGGAAGGAAGAGAAAAAAAAAGAAAGGAAAGCAAACAACAAAACCCAGCAAAUUACAAAUUUAUUAUUAAAUUAUAUAAUUGCAUAAAAAAAACACAAAAAAAAUUUAUAAUAAUACAAAAAUCUGCAAAACUUAAUGAAACUAAGUUGUGUGUAAAGUUUUAAGCGUAAAAUAUAUAUAUAUAUAUAUACAUAUAAAUUUAUAACCCAAAUUAAUUUAAGGAAAAAAAAAACAAAGUCUACUUUACGAAAAAACUCAGCCUCACAAGAAAAACUAAAAAAAAAAAAACAAAAAAGUUGAAGAAAAGGAGAGAAACAUUUUAUAAGCAAAUUUAAAUUUUAGCCUUAAAAAUAAUAAAAAAAAAAAAAAAAUACAAAUCAGAAUUGGAAGAAAUAUCAGGAAUCAUGAUGUGAAGGAAAUUGUGAGAUCGAAUAACUACUUCCCCCCCUUCCUAUCAACUUUUUUGGGCUAGAACUGUCUGUAAAAUAGUUAAAAAAUAAAAAAAAAAAAGAAGAAUUACAA
Drosophila ananassae is the source of this 3148-nucleotide messenger RNA. RefSeq names its product transcription factor E2f1 (gene E2f1). Gene Ontology annotation, molecular function: DNA-binding transcription factor activity, RNA polymerase II-specific; protein dimerization activity; RNA polymerase II cis-regulatory region sequence-specific DNA binding. Gene Ontology annotation, cellular component: RNA polymerase II transcription regulator complex. NCBI's taxonomy places the organism in Eukaryota, Metazoa, Arthropoda, Insecta, Diptera, Drosophilidae. Gene Ontology annotation, biological process: regulation of transcription by RNA polymerase II. The coding region runs from base 72 to 2480 and encodes 802 amino acids. The record is from RefSeq and is a predicted model, not a curated record. The transcript is spliced from 5 exons.